This is a messenger RNA of Ustilago hordei, 1863 nucleotides long. RefSeq lists its product as uncharacterized. NCBI's taxonomy places the organism in Eukaryota, Fungi, Basidiomycota, Ustilaginomycetes, Ustilaginales, Ustilaginaceae. Bases 1 to 1863 code for a protein of 620 amino acids. The transcript has a single exon. The record is from RefSeq and is a predicted model, not a curated record.
AUGAAGGCAAUCUUCUCUACCUUCGGCAGGCGUGCCAACGUCGACAGACGAGACGAAGCUCCCAUGACCCACUUCAGGUCGUCGUUCGACUCACCAUCUACGAGAAUUGCUCCCACCACUCAGCCCUCCUUUUCGUCUUUAGACGCUGCUGGUAGAGGCAUAGGAGAUGUGCCGACAAUUACAUUCGAUCCCUCCUCCAAGACCGCUCCCGCAAAUGGCGCUUGGACAACGAAAUGGUCAGCCUCGCUGCGGAGUCCAGAUGCGCGGCAUAAGGGCUCGCACCACAGCGUCACAGAAGUGUUGCCGGCCUCAGCAACGGGAUCGAGCACCACAACACCGACCAUGCGCUCGCCACAUCCUCCAUCUAGCUACAGAGAGCCGAUGCAGCCAUCGACAUCCUCCGGUGGCAAGACUCGCAGUCUCGUCAGAAAGUUUUCCACCACCAGCAGGAGAGAUUCUUCAACGUCGAAUGAUGCCUCAGAUGCACUGUCGCACUUAUCCACUUCGCGUCUCAGGCAGCCUCCUGCGGCUCCUGACCUCUCGUCGGCGUCGAUCGACGACAAAGUGAUGAGGUCUCCUCCCGCGCCAAUCAAGGCCGAUCUCUCUGCAACGUCAUCGGCAAAGCUGGCUUCCAGGCUCAACGAGCUAGCUGUAGCCAAUGCCGACGGCCUUCUUUCUGAUGAUCAAUACCGCACUCUUCGUCAAGCUGUAUUCGACUGCAUGCUGCACACCGAAAAACAUUCUAUGGCACCACCUUCACCCAACAGUCUGCCAGGCCCCGGCAUGCCGCGACAUGUUCGAGACCUGGACUCUGCGAACGCCUACAGCGUAACUCCCAGCGCGCUUCCAUCUUCACCGAACACAUUGCUCGCCCCAGCAAUGGGCCGUUCGCGAUCAACGCUAAGUCACGGCGAACAUCGGCCUUCUUCGAUCCGCAGUGGUCAGAGUACCAAGUCGUCUGGCUUUCAGAAUGUCGCUGACAUGUUUAAGAAAGGUGCCAGGCGCUCCAAAGACAUCUACUCGCAGACAAGUCAAGAUUCGCAAUCCAGUCAGGAGCACAUCCAGCGCGACAUCAAUCAUCCAGUUCGUCCAAUACGUCGUGACUCGGAGGGCGUCUCCUCUCAACUUUCCAGCGGCGAUGGUCAUUCUCAACGUGCUCCAUCUUUUCGCACACAAUGGUCUUCCGCUGCCAAAUCCUCUCGCGCAUCGACGUUCGGACGCCUCAGAGCUGGUAGCCAAGCAAGGCGCGUCGAAGCUGAAUUUGCAGCUCGUGAGAUGGAGGAAGCCUUUUCAGCCGAAAGGACCGCUCGCUCGCUUAAGGCCAUGUCCAUCCAUGAUGCUGGUAGCACGUAUGGCAUCACGUACGAUCGGUCGCCGACUUCGCUGCGUGCCGAGAUGGCUCCCUCGAGUAUGUACGGGGCAGAGUAUGGGGACAAGUCCUCUGCAGAGAUCCAGGCUGAGAUGGGCGUCGUGCAGGCCGAAGGUGAUCGGAUGCUGGGUACCUUUUCAACGCUCGAGGAGACGUUGCUGGCGAAACACGCUGUGCUGGAACCAGCCGUCAUGAAAAGAGCGGUCGAAAGAGUUCGAGAGUCGCACCCACUAGCUUCCGUCACUCGGUUGGAAGACACAGACGCAAGUCCUCGCGGCCAGAGGCCACCACCUCCUUCCUCCUACCGUACGCCUCGCCAUACUAAUGGCGGAUCGGAUGGCGAUGUCGUGACGGCUCAAAAUGUUGCAACCUUGGAAGCAGAGCUCACGCACAUCUACACACAAAAAAGUGCGGUAGUGAGACGGUACCAGGAUCGCCUGGCAUUCCUGCAAAGCAAACUUCGAUCUGCCGCCAUCCGCGAGGGUCUCAAAUAG